AUGGAGCAGGCAGCGGUCAACCUGCUCAGCACGCUCAAGCGACCAGCAGCCCCGUCCGAGGCCAAGAUCAACGCCCUAAACGCGCUCAAAUCAGACAUCAAACACUACAGAGUCCCCGAACCUGCCCAAGCGACCAUCUUCGAAUGCAUCAAGCUUGCCAUUACCCAGCAGGCAUCGUCAACGCUCACGAGCACCGCGCUGUCGACCCUCGGACACUUGCUAAAGCGAUUGAAGAUCCAGGACAGCACCGGCCAUGCCAUCACCACCUUUGCGCCCAGGCUGUUUCCAGCCCUCCAGGACCGCCUGGGCGAUCUGCGCGAGUCGGUGCGCACGGCGACCGCUCAGGCACUCUGCGACUUAUAUCCAUUCCUAGCCAGUGAUGUGGAGCAGAUUGUGCGCGAAGAGGCUAUAGGAGGCUCUAAUGCGCGCGCGAAGGAGGCUGGCAUGAGAUGGGUCGUCAAGAUGCACAAGGAGGAAGGCAUGCCGUUCAAGAGCUAUACGCAAGCAUUGGUCGCACGACUGGAAGACGCCGACGGGACUGUGCGAGAGGCGGCGAAGUCAGUAGUGAUUGAGCUGUUUAGUGAAGCACCUGCCCCGGCCAAGAAGGAUUUGCAGCGACAACUCAAGGCGUUCAACGUUCGCCAUUCCAUCGCGAGCCAAAUCCUUGCAGCCAUUGGGUCAGAAACAAGUGGCUCGAGGCCACAGACCGCCGCCAAUCCACAACCUUCGCCGCAGAUGACUGCUUCAACACGAUCUCUGCCGACCGUCGACCAUGCCGCUCUCCUCGCAGAGAGUAUCAAUAGCGAAGCUGCAAAGCCGCCACCGCAGGAGAUUGUUCCAAUGGAUCCCAUAUACGUCGAUUCGCGAGCAGAACUAGACGAUAUAUUCCAGGACAUGCGUCCACACUUUGAGGGCAAAGAGACCGAGCACAAUUGGAUGCCUCGUGACAAGUCCAUUACAAAGCUUAGGCGGAUACUGAAGGGCAAUGCACCCAACGAGUAUCAUCAUAACUUCAUGGCAGGAAUCAAGAGUCUCGUGGAAGGCAUUAUUAAGGUCUCAAGCUCGCUACGAACCACCAUGUCCACCAACGGCUGCCAGCUCGUUCAAGAGCUGGCCAAGACUCUCGGCCCAGCACUGGAUCCACACGUUGAGAUCUUCCUGCAGACAUUCAUCAAGAUGAGCGCAGCGACAAAGCACAUUGCAGCUGAAAACGGCAAGACAACAUCAAACGAGAUCUUCCAAAAUUGCUCCUACAAUAUUCAGAUGAUGCGGCACAUUUGGUUGGCGGCACAAGAAAAGAAUGUACAAGUGCGUCAGUGUGCGGCAGUCUGGUUGACGACCGUGUUGAAGCGGCAAUCGAGCUACAAGAGCAGUUUUGAGAGCUCUGGAGGAUUAGAACUUGCGGAGAAGUCCAUCAAAAAGGGUCUCGAUGAUGCAAACCCAAAAGUGAAAGAGGCGACGCGCGCAACGUACUGGACUUUUGCGAAGACAUGGCCGGACAAGGCACAAAAGAUGAUGAAUGAUCUGGAUCCCAAAUCGAAAUCAGCGUUGGAAAAAGACCCCAACAACCCAAAUGCAGCUCUGCACGCGUCAGUCAGCACAGCUUCUACGACUUCGAGAGCGGGCGGCACCGCAAGUAGGACAGCACUGCGAGACAUGAUGGCCGAGAAGAGAAGAGCUGCUGGCAAGCUACCUUCGCGGCCAAAUUCAGCCAUGGCAGACCUUUCCCCAGCGAAACAAAGAUCCACGCCAGUCUCCAAUGGCACAAGUCGCGGACCAUCGAACUUGUCAAAAGUGACCAAUAGGCACGUGUCGACUACCUCUAAUGCGUCUACCGCAGAGGCAGCCGAGCCUUCUACUGGCGCAAAGAAGGGCAGUAGUCUCAUGUCUGGACCUGUACGACGGCCACGACGACCAGAAGUGGCCAGACCUCAGACCGCAGAUCCUUACGCCUCGCGAAGGAUGUUACGACCUGUGACUCCAGCUUCUAAUGGAAGUCCCUUUGGAAGUCCAGAGAGAGGCACUGGCGCAUCAAAGGCAUCGACUGUGGCUUCGAGCGUUAUUAGGAACAGAGCGAAGACCUCGGAGACUGCCGCGGGAAAUUCAGCGAGAGGGAGUCCUGUGAGAAGUCCGGUACUUUCUCGAGAUCACAUUCAGCCUGCUACAAGCUCACGGCCCACGAGCAAAGGUAGCGAAACCAUGAACAGCAUUCGAGAGGGCGACUUGACCAUGGUCAUGCCGAAAGGUGUCACAACGAACAGAGGAAAUUUCUCUCCUGGCCACAAGCGGUCUGGCCUCGGAGAGACCAAAUCAGUCGACAGUGGCAUUCCGGCCAUGAAUGAGGACGAGGGCUUCACAAUGGUAAUGCCUAAUCUGCCUCAUCUGCCACGCGCACCAUCACCUCUCGCUUAUCGCAGUCCCAUCAAGGACAUGUUUGCUGAGGCUCGCAUGAAAGGCAAAUUGUCGCCUGAAGCACAGCGUCUUGUGUCCCACAGUCGAUCAGCCAGUCAGGAAGAAGAAGAAGAAGAAGAAGAAGAAGAAAAAGUCAACGGGGAUGUGCCUCAGGGCGGUCCUGUCAGGAGCAUAGAUGAAGUCCAAAUCUACGAGGAUCCCUUUACUGAGAACACGACCCAGGCCGAUGCUGAUGAGGACCGGAAAGUGCUCGGGGAGUUACCUCUCAACGAGAACAACCGACCCCGAAGUCCUACGCAAAGCGUUGGCUCUAGCAGUAACAGCCCUGGUAGUCCUCGGCAAGCGGCAACUGCAUGCGCACCUCCAGCAGUGAUGCCUCAAGAUCGCGCUGAAGUGAUGAGGAACCGGCGACUACUUUCUUCUGGCAUCGAGCGGAUCCGCACCAAGACACUAGACGCGCAUGGUUUUCGCCGAGUGCAGGAUCUGGUCAAGUCAAAGACCGAUAUCUGGGAGGGUGGCAAGAGGUUCGAUGAACUAAUGACAGUUCUGCUUGACUACCUGCAAACAUUCGCGCAAGACCCGAAACUCAGCCAACUUCCUGCAAGUAAGAUUGCCGGUCUCAAAGCUCAAGCACUCGGCGUUGUGCGUGCUUUGCUGACAUUGUACCCCAAGUACGCCACUUCAUGGUACGACAAGGCGCUUGUUGCGGUCUUGUCAACUCGGGAAGGAAUCGAUGACAACAGGCAUCUGAUCACCGACAUGCGACGGACUGCCGAUGAGAUUGUGGCGAAAGCAGCUCCCGAGCGAUGCAUAGACGCAGUUCUUGAUGUGCUGCCGGAAAAGUCAGAUGGCACAUCGAAAUCAGUUGCCAUGGACAUCCUCACGCUGCAACGACUUGUGUCUCGAAGCAAAGAGUCGGGACUGGAGCUCGGGGAGGAACGGCGAGCACGGCUCGCUCAGACGGCGGCGCGAUUCCUGAACGAUAGCAACUCGGAAGUACGGAAAGUAGAUGUGGACUUUGCAAGCGAGUUGUUUGAUAUUUUCGAAGCAUCGAAGACGGCAUUCUGGAGCGAGUUCAAGGGUUCUGACGAGGGAAGACUGGGGCUUCUCACGUAUUACAUCGCUAAGAAGGGUAAAGAGACAGGCCAGUAAUACUGGUGUGCAGAGGGAGCAGGAGGUAGAGGAAAGGGUUUGGCAUGUACUUCGGGUCAUUGCAUGAGAUUCUCAAGGAAAGCGUCGGCGUUGGUGAGAAAGGGACGAGGCGAGACAUUUUCGUAUUUGAUUCGACGGCAUGAGGUUCGGAAGUUACGCUUCUUGGAUGUACGGAUACCCACCAAAAUACCAUUGUCAGAAUAUGUUUG
This is a messenger RNA of Pseudocercospora fijiensis CIRAD86, 3773 nucleotides long. RefSeq lists its product as uncharacterized. The transcript has a single exon. The record is from RefSeq and is a predicted model, not a curated record. NCBI's taxonomy places the organism in Eukaryota, Fungi, Ascomycota, Dothideomycetes, Mycosphaerellales, Mycosphaerellaceae. Gene Ontology annotation, cellular component: spindle microtubule; mitotic spindle midzone; mitotic spindle. Gene Ontology annotation, biological process: astral microtubule depolymerization; mitotic spindle assembly. Gene Ontology annotation, molecular function: microtubule binding. The coding region runs from base 1 to 3564 and encodes 1187 amino acids.